Anthostomella pinea is the source of this 1431-nucleotide messenger RNA. The record is from the annotation of a GenBank genome assembly. Lineage: Eukaryota; Fungi; Ascomycota; Sordariomycetes; Xylariales; Xylariaceae.
AUGGCAUCGCCUCAAUCUCAGGACAAAAGGGAAGGCAACAUAUCCGACUCAUUCGUGUCUCUUUCCGGGAAAGGCGGACCGCCACUGCCUGAACGAUUCCUUGAGCUCAAGAAAACACUAAUCAGCGGCCACGAGGAUCGUGUUAUUGCGAGCUGGCAACGACUACUCGCUCAGCUCAGCCGCGAAAACGAGACGGUUGCGAAAGAAGGUCCACAGAUUGUCCCUAGCCUAGAGUUCAAGGACCUUGAAGGUGAUCUCACGAGGCUGCGUGGCGAGCUUAGGAAGAGAGGAGUCGCCGUCAUCCGAGGCGUAAUCCCAGAAGACGAAGCUCGUGCAUUCAAGGGCGAAAUUGAGGAGUAUGUACGCCAGAACCCCUCGACUAAAGCAUAUCCAGAAGGCAACCCGCAAGUCUAUGAGCUGUAUUGGUCAGGCCCGCAGACCCGCUCACGAGCUCAUCCCAACUUGUUGAAAGUCCAAACGGCGCUCAUGGAACUGUGGCAUUCUUCUGACCCCGAAAGUGCCAUCUCCACAUCGCAGCCGCUGGCAUAUGCAGACCGCUUGCGCAUCAGACAACCCGGCGACGCAACCUUCGCACUCGGUCCUCACAUCGACGGAGGUAGCGUCGAGCGGUGGGAACUCCACGGAUAUGGGCUCGGUGGGGUCUACAACAAGAUCUUCAAGGGGUCAUGGGAAGAAUUUGACCCGUGGGAUGCCAGCACGCGAGUAUCUGCAGUCAUGGACAACUACAACGGGCUGGGAGCCUGCUCAAUGCUCCGUAUGUUUCAGGGCUGGUUAAGCAUGAGCCAUACGAAGCCGCUAGAGGGCACAUUGAUGGUGAACCCACUGCUUCAACUGUCAGUGGCGUACUUGCUCCUUCGUCCCUUCUUCCGGCCCAUCAAUGAAGCCAAAGACACCCAAGGCGACGAGUACCUGGCGGCAGAGAACUGGCUGUUUGCGGGCACCGAGAUGACGAGUGAGCUUCAAGGGGCGACGCCUGGUUACGGACAGGAGCUCAACGCAGAGUUGCAUCCGCACCUCGAGCUCGAUAAGACCAUGAUCCACAUGCCGCAAGUCAAGCCCGGCGACUUCGUGGUGUGGCACUGUGACACAAUUCACGCCGUAGAUAAGGUCCACAAGGGCAAAAUGGACUCGAGUGUCUUGUACAUCCCGAUAUGUCCUGUUACCGAGUCAAAUGCAAAGUAUCUCCUUCGCCAGAAGAACGCUUUCUUGAACGGUAUCCCUGGACCGGACUUCCCAGGUGGACAAGGCGAGGCAAACCAUGUCAACAGGCCUACCGAAGAGUACCUCCGUUCAUGCGCCGGUGCUAAUGGACUGCGAGCAUUCGGCUUCGAAAAACUCGUUGCCGCUGAUACUGAUGGCCCAGGCGCAAGGGCUAUCGCUGCCAAGGCGAACGAGAUUCUGGGCCUUUAG